AUGGCGACCAAAGCAAGAACAUCCAGCUUCGACGCCGCCUCAUCUGAGUUCCGCCAGCAUCUACCAGAUCUAAGCAUACCGCGAUUCACCGUUUCGAAGCAGCAGAAUGCAUAUGAGUACGCCGAUGACUUCAAGAAGAACCAUGUGCCUCCUUGGCUGUACAAUCUCACGGAGACAUGGAAGGAACUGCUGAAAGAACCAUUCACUGGUGUAACGACAGAUGGGAAGAUCAAGCCCAAUCUCUUCGAGCUUGAGGAUAUGGGCAUCGAUGUUGAGGGCGUAUGCAACGCUACAAAAAACGUGCUUGGCCAAUGCAGUCCAGAGCAGAAGCAGAAGCUGCAUCAUCCUGUCAAUGCGCGCGAGUGGCGGGCCUGGUCCAAUCCUGAGUUUCUACUUAGACCAUUCGGUCUUCGCCUUGAGGACUUACCGGAGGAUCUGGCAACAUCAAUCUUGGGAGUGCUCGAAGCCUCCUUCUCUCCGGAGGGAUACCAAAAGGCACUCGCAGCAAUGCGUAUCAAUCACUUCUUAGGUGAAGUCUGCGACGUCCGCAAGAUCAUGAACAAGUAUUCGUACAACUUCUUGCUGUUUGGCGAGCCUUCACCAGAGAAAGCCUGGGGCUGGGUGCUGUAUGGUCACCAUCUUUGCCUCAGCGUCUUCUUCAAAGGCAAGCACAUGGUCGUGUCACCAACCUUUACAGGUGCCGAGCCGAAUAUCAUCGACGACGGCCCGUGGUCUGGUACCGAAAUCCUACACACCGAGGGCAACCUGGGUUUGAAGUUGAUGCAGAGCUUUUCCCAGGAAACGAAAGACAAGACACAGAUCUUCAAACUUAUGCGAGACCCGGGAAUGCUCCAAAGCGGCGACCUGAAAGUCGAUCGAUGGAACCAGGACGACCAACGCCACCUCUGCGGCGCCUUCAGGGACAACCGCAUCGUUCCUUACGAAGGCAUCAAAGUCUCAGGCAUGAGCUCCGAGCAACAGCAGCUCAUCCUCGACAUCGUCGAGCAAUUCGUGCUCUACCUCCCUCAAAAAGCUCGGCAGCUGCGCAAAGAACAUGUCCGCCAGCACUUCGACGAGACGUACUUCUGCUGGAUCGGAGGUUACGGAGACAACGACCCAUUCUACUUCCGCAUCCAGAGUCCGGUCAUUGUCUGCGAGUUUGAUCAUCAUUCGGGAGUGUUUCUGACGAAUAAGGAGCCUGCGAAGUUCCACACCCAUACGAUUGUGAGGACGCCGAAUGGAGGCGAUUAUGGGAAUGCUUUGAGGACGGAGGGGGAAAAAGUGCAGUGA
Messenger RNA from Saxophila tyrrhenica, 1290 nucleotides. RefSeq lists its product as uncharacterized. The transcript is spliced from 2 exons. NCBI's taxonomy places the organism in Eukaryota, Fungi, Ascomycota, Dothideomycetes, Mycosphaerellales, Extremaceae. The coding region runs from base 1 to 1290 and encodes 429 amino acids. The record is from RefSeq and is a predicted model, not a curated record.